CUCAGGGCCCAUGUCCGAACCCCGAUUCCCCAGUGGCAGGCCAAGAAGCCCGAUCGAUAAGAUCAUGGACUGGUCGGCCAGACUCGAGAAUAACAGACGAAGAAACAUUAAUCGCUAAUCUUAUCGUCAUACCAUGUCGACCUACGCGAUCCUCGGCGCCACGGGCAACUGCGGCACUGCCCUCGUCGAUAACCUGCUGCGCACCGAAAAUGCGAGAAUCAACGCUUACUGCCGCAACAAGGCGAAGCUAGGCCAAAAGAUCCCAGCAGUCGCCGACAACAAGCGCGUCACGGUCUACGAAGGGAGCAUCUACGACAUCGAUCUCCUGGCCGAAUGUAUCCGCGACACCCGCGCCAUCUUCCACGUGGUGACGACCAACGACAACGUGCCCGGCUGUCACGUCGGCCUGGACACGGCGCAGAGCAUCAUUGCCGCGAUGGAGAAGCUGAAGGUCCACGGCCAGCUGCGCGCACCGCUCCCCAAGAUUCUCCUGCUCUCCUCCGGCACGAUUGACGACCAUCUGAGCCGCCACAUGCCGUGGUGGUUUCGCCCCAUCCUUCGCACCGCCGCGUCGCAUGUCUACGAGGACCUGCGCAGGACGGAGGCUUACCUCCGGGCGCAGGAGGAUCUGGUGUCCACGAUCUUCAUCAAGCCCGGUGGGCUCGCCGUGGAUGCGCAACGUGGCCAUGAGCUGAGUCUCGAUCACGACGAGUCGUUCGUAUCGUACCUGGAUCUGGCCGCGGGGAUGAUUGAGGCAGCGGAUGAUGAGGACGGGAGAUACGAGAUGAAGAAUGUCAGCGUGGUGAACAAGCAUGGAUCAGCCAAAUUCCCCGCCGGCACCCCGAUGUGUAUUGCCACUGGUCUAGCGAGGCAUUUUUUCCCUUUUUUGCAUGCGUAUCUGCCAUCCACCGGGCCUAGCUAGUGAUUUAAGCUCGAUAAUCAAGCA
This is a messenger RNA of Aspergillus uvarum CBS 121591, 946 nucleotides long. RefSeq names its product NAD(P)-binding oxidoreductase. The transcript has a single exon. The coding region runs from base 134 to 922 and encodes 262 amino acids. The record is from RefSeq and is a predicted model, not a curated record. Lineage: Eukaryota; Fungi; Ascomycota; Eurotiomycetes; Eurotiales; Aspergillaceae.